Camelina sativa (false flax) is the source of this 534-nucleotide messenger RNA. Its product is annotated as agamous-like MADS-box protein AGL97. The record is from RefSeq and is a predicted model, not a curated record. Lineage: Eukaryota; Viridiplantae; Streptophyta; Magnoliopsida; Brassicales; Brassicaceae. Gene Ontology annotation, molecular function: DNA-binding transcription factor activity, RNA polymerase II-specific; protein dimerization activity; RNA polymerase II cis-regulatory region sequence-specific DNA binding. Gene Ontology annotation, biological process: positive regulation of transcription by RNA polymerase II.
AUGCCGCCGUCAAGCGCGUCUGAGUCCACAAUGAAGAUUAAAGGAACAAAACGAAAAAUCGAAAUCAAGAAACGAGAAACCAAACAGCAACGAGCCGUGGCUUGCUCUAAACGCCGUCAAACUGUCUUUUCCAAAGCGGCCGAUCUCUAUCAUCUCUCCGGAGCCAACAUCGCCGUAUUCGUAACCUCUCCCUCAGAGAUCUCCGACGUUGUUUACUCCUUCUCCGGCUACUCUCCUGCCCACGAGAUCGCUGAUUGUUACCUAAAUCGCAAGUCACCUCCUAAGAUUGAAGUUAAAUCCCAAUCCAAAUUAGGGUUUUGGUGGGAAGACCCUGAUCUAUACCAUUCUUGUGAUGAUAUCUCUGAGUUAAACAUCCUCGAUCGUAUAGAGAGAGUGAAGAAGCAUGUGAUGGCUUGCCUUGAGAAGAAAGAAAAAUUGCAAUCUGUUUCAAACACCGAACAAAACCCUAUCACUUGUUCUCUCGACGAGCAUUGUGAUCGGGGUUUUGAUCUAAACUCUAGCCCUUCUACAUAG